Molecule: messenger RNA, 133 nt
Organism: Racocetra persica
Lineage: Eukaryota; Fungi; Glomeromycota; Glomeromycetes; Diversisporales; Gigasporaceae
Source: the annotation of a GenBank genome assembly
AUGUCACCAAAAUAUUAUUUCUUGUUGGUUAUCGCUUUGGUUUUUUUCAUUUCAACUACAGUGGCUAGUCCAGUGCUAGGUAUACAAAAAGGCAUUACAGCUGAUGAUACUUGUAAAACAGAAAAAGCCAAAG